Molecule: messenger RNA, 1687 nt
Organism: Linderina pennispora
Lineage: Eukaryota; Fungi; Kickxellomycota; Kickxellomycetes; Kickxellales; Kickxellaceae
Product: SEP-domain-containing protein
Exons: 1
Coding region: 52-1287 (411 amino acids)
Biological process (GO): autophagosome assembly; proteasome-mediated ubiquitin-dependent protein catabolic process; Golgi organization
Cellular component (GO): cytosol; nucleus
Molecular function (GO): ubiquitin binding
Source: RefSeq, a predicted model, not a curated record
UUUAAGUCGCUCAAUACACUACAAAGCCGUAACCAAUCCUUCACAUUAGAGAUGGGCGAUUCCACUUCACACGACGAGCUUAUCGCACAGUGGCUGCAGGUCAACCCGGGCACCGAAGACCAGGCGCGGUUCUAUUUGGAGGCCAACAACUGGGAUCUGAAUGCGGCGCUAAGCAAUUUCUACGAGGAGCCGCCGCUCUCCGAGGGCUUACCAGCACAGAACCACGAGGAUCUGGCACUGCCCCAGGACCCGACACAUUCGGCCGCAGCUCCUGUUAUAUCCGCGCAAACCCUGGGCGGCGGACCCAUCCACGCGGCAUCCAGCGGCACGCCGCCAUCGAACUCGGCAGCAUCUUCAGUGCCGCGGCGCCGCUACGGCUCAGGCUCGCGCAUUGCGACACUGUCGUCGCUGGGUGACGAAGAAGAGAACGACGACGACGACUCGCAGGACUGGUAUGCGGGCGGCGAGCGCAGCGGCAUGGCGGUGCGCCCGCCUCCGCGGUCCAGCGACAGCAACGACGAGGGCGGGUCCUUGGUGGACCGGAUUCUGCGUCGCGCAGCUGAGGGCGGGGCGCCGCCCGAGCCUGCAGCACAACCGUCCGAGGCCGGAUUCUCUGGGCGCGGCCGUGCGCUGGGCGGUGCUGACGACGACGAGUACCAGCCGUCGGAGCCGAGCGAAACCGAAGAUGACGUGGCGGUCCGCCAGCUGACGUUCUGGCGCAACGGCUUCAGCAUCGGCGACGGCCCGCUGUACAAUACCGAGGACCCGCGCAACCGCCAGAACCUCGAGGCCAUCCUGCAGGGCCGCGCGCCGCUAGAUAUCCUGAAUGUGCGGCCGGGCCAGCAGGUCGAGAUGCGCGUGGUCAAGCGCACCGGAGAGGACUACACCCCGCCGCCGUCUGCUCCGCCGCAGCCGUUCUCUGGUCAGGGCCACCGCCUGGGCGGCAUCUCCCCACCCGUGACUGCUGCCCCGGCGUCGGGCGGUCUGUUCCACCGCCGCACGUCGUCGUCGUCAGCCAAGGCCGCUGCUCCGAUCACACUUGACCCGAGCCAGCGCACAGUGCAGGUGCAGAUCCGCAUGGCUGACGGCACUCGCAUUGUCGCCAAGGUCAACCCCUCGCACACCAUCGGUGAUCUGCGGGCGUAUGUGCUGCAUGAGCGGCCCGCAGCCAGCGCACGGCCGUUUAACUUCAAGACCAUGAUGCCGCCCAAGGUGCUCGACAACGACAGUGCAACCGUCGAGGAAGCCGGGAUCGCAAACGCUGCCAUCGCCCAGCAUUUCAUCUGAGCUGACCUUGGUCAAUUUUUCUGUUUCCCAAUCUUAUCGAUUUCCAAACCAGUCCGCUGGCCAUGCCGUAGUAUCUGACACCUGAGAGGGGCAUUCUGAGUAGAGGCUCCAGAUUGAUUCCGGUUUGAUAUGAUAUCCCCAGCCAGUGCACGGCUGAUGAGGAAGCACAUGUGCAGGACUGACCCUAAUCCAUGCCCACUAAGAUGGCCCUAGCUUUGGCCGACCGGAAAAUAUCGAGCGACUCCCGUAGUUGCCUGUGCUGGCCAUAUUAUCCUAGUCAGACACCUUGGCCCAGCCAUAACUAUAAACAUUUUCCUCUCCGAAUCUGCCCAUUCAUGUGAGAUGAUGUGUGAGUCCAGAACUAGCUCCUGCAGAGCAAGCAAAUAGCUGUUCUGCAAAA